ACCUACGCCCACCACUGAAACCUCAACGUCAACAACAUACUCAACAUCAACACCUACGAUGACAACACCAAAGACAUCAGUCACUACACCUACGCCCACCACUGAAACCUCAACGUCAACAACAUACUCAACACCUACGAUGACAACACCAAAGACCACAGUCACUACACCUACGCCCACCACUGAAACCUCAACGUCAACAACAUACUCAACACCUACGAUGACAACACCAAAGACCACAGUCACUACACCUACGCCCACCACUGAAACCUCAACGUCAACAACAUACUCAACACCUACGAUGACAACACCAAAGACAACAGUGACUACACCUACACCCACCACCUCUGAAAUGACUUCAUUAACAACGCAUUCAACAUCAACAUCCUCUACUACUACAGCAAAACCCACCACAUCAACAACUCACCAAACAUCAACACCUACCAUGUCUUCAUCCACUCACAAAACAAUACCAACUAGCACAGUAACCACUCCUACACCCACCAUCCCAGAAACAACAUCAACCACUCAAACAACUAUUUCCAGUGUCAAGACAACACCAAGUACAACAGAGACCACACAUACUCCUACUACCACUAAACCUACAACAUUAACACCGACUCCUACUUCAACCACUCACACAACUUCAACCACAACGCCAACUACAACAGUGAGCACUCACACACCAACUACUUCAGAGACAACUACAUCAACAACACACUCAACUUCAACACCUACUACAAUUUCAACCACUCCGACAACUGCUUCAACUACUAAGACAACACCAACUACUCCAGAGACCACACAUACUUCCACUAUAACUAAAAUCACAAAAUCUACACCUACUCCUACUUCAACCACUGAUACAACUUCUACCACAAUGCCAUCUACAACUUCCACUACCAAGACUACCCCAACAACACACUCAACAUCAACACCUACUACAACCCCAACCACUCACCCAACUACUUCAACUACUUCCACUACCAACACUACACCAGAGACCACACAUACUUCCACUACCACUCAAACCACAACAUCAAUGCCUACUCCUACUUCAAGCACUCACACAACUUCCACUACAAAACCAACUACAACCGUGAGCACUCACACACCAACCACUUCAGAGACAACUGCAUCAACAACACACUCAACAUCAAAACCUACUCCAACCUCAACCACUCAUCCAACGUCUUCUACUACCAUGAAAACACUAACUACACCAGAUACUACACAUACUUCCACUACCACUGAAACCACAAAACCGACACCUACUCCAACUUUAACCACUCACACAACUUCUACCAAAACGCCAUCUACAUCAACAACACACUCAACAUCAACACCUACUACGACCUCCACCACUCACCCAACUACUUCAACUACUUCCACUACCAAGACGACACCAGAGACCACACAUACUUCCACUACCACUCAAACCACAACAUCAAUGCCUACUCCUACUUCAAGCACUCACACAACUUCCACCACAACACCAACUACAACAGUGAGCACCCACACACCAACUACUUCAGAGACAACUACAUCAACAACACAUUCAACAUCAACACCUUCUACGACUUCAACCACUCACACAACUACUUCAACUACUAAGACAACACCUACUACACCAGAGACUACGCAUACUUCCACUACUACUGAAACAACAAAACCGACGCCUACUCCUACUUUAACCACUCUCACAACUUCUACCACAACGCCAUUUACAACAGUGAGCACUCAGACACCAACUACUUCAGAGACAACUGCAUCAACAACACACUCAACAUCAAAACCUACUCCAACCUCAACCACUCAUCCAACUUCUUCUACUACUAAGACAACACUAACUACACCAGAUACUAAACAUACUUCCACUACCACUGAAACCACAAAACCGACACCUACUCCUACUUUAACCACUCACACAACUUCUACCAAAACGCCAUCUACAUCAACAACACACUCAACAUCAACACCUACUACAAUUUCAACCACUCCGACAACUGCUUCAACUACUAAGACAACACCAACUACUCCAGAGACCACACAUACUUCCACUAUCACUAAAAUCACAAAAUCUACACCUACUCCUACUUCAACCACUGAUACAACUUCUACCACAAUGCCAUCUACAACUUCCACUACCAAGACUACACCAACAACACACUCAACAUCAACACCUACUACAACCCCAGCCACUCACCCAACUACUUCAACUACUUCCACUACCAACACUACACCAGAGACCACACAUACUUCCAUUACCACUCAAACCACAACAUCAAUGCCUACUCCUACUUCCACCACUCACACAAUUUCCACCACAACACCAACUACAACAGUGAGCACUCACACACCAACUACUUCAGAGACAACUACAUCAACAACACACUCAACAUCAACAUCUUCUACAACUUCAACCACUCACACAACAACUUCAACUACUAAGACAACACCAACUACACCAGAGACUACACAUACUUCCACUACCACUGAAACCACAAAGCCAACACCUACUCCUACUUUAACCACUCUCACAACUUCUACCACAACGCCAUUUACAACAGAGAGCACUCACACACCAACUACUUCAGAGACAACUGCAUCAACAACACAUUCAACAUCAAAACCUACUCCAACCUCAACCACUCAUCCAACUUCUUCUACUACUAAGACAACACUAACUACACCAGAUACUACACAUACUUCCACUACCACUGAAACCACAAAACCGACACCUACUCCUACUUUAACCACUCUCACAACUUCUACCACAACGCCAUCUACAACAGUGAGCACUCACACACCAACCACUUCAGAAACUACAACAUCUACAACACACUCAACAUCAACACCUACUACAACCUCAACCACUCAUCCAACUUCUUCUACUACUAAGACAACACCAACUACACCAGAUACUACACAUACUUCCACUACCACUGAAACCACAAAACCGACACCUACUCCCACUUCAACCACUCACACAACUUCUACCACAACACCAUCUACAUCAACAACACACUCAACAUCAACACCUACUACAACCUCAACCACUCACCCAACUACUUCAACUACUUCCACUACAGCAGAGACCACACAUACUUCCACUACCACUCAAACCACAACAUCAAUGCCUACUCCUACUUCCACCACAACGCCAUCUACAACAGUGAGCACUCACACACCAACCACUUCAGAAACUACAACAUCUACAACACACUCAACAUCAACACCUACUACAAUUUCAACCACUCAUCCAACUUCUUCCACUACUAAGACAACACCAACUACACCAGAGACGACACAUACUUCCACUACCACUGAAACCAAAAAACCGACACCUACUCCUACUUCAACCACUCACACAACUUCUACCACAACGCCAUCUACAUCAACAACACACUCAACAUCAACACCUACUACAAACUCAACCACUCACCCAACUACUUCAACUACUUCCACGACCAAGACUACACCAGAGACCACACAUACUUCCACUACCACUCAAACCACAACAUCAAUGCCUACUCCUACAUCCACCACUCACACAACUUCCACCACAACACCAACUACAAAAGUGAGCACUCACACACCAACUACUUCAGAGACAACUACAUCAACAACACACUCAACUUCAACACCAACUACAACUUCAACCACUCACACAACUACUUCAACUACUAAUACAACACCAACUAUACCAGAGACCACACAUACUUCCACUACCACUGAAACUACAAAACCGACACCUACUCCUACUUUAACCACUCUCACAACUUCUACCACAACGCCAUUUACAACACCAUCUACAACAGUGAGCACCCAAACACCAACCACUUCAGAAACUACAACAUCUACAACACACUCAACAUCAACACCUACUACAACCUCAACCACUCACCCAACAACUUCAACUACUUCCACUACCAAGACUACACCAGAGACCACACAUACUUCCACUACCACUCAAACCACAACAUCAAUGCCUACUCCAACCACUCACACAACUUCCACCACAACACCAACUACAACAGUGAUAACUCACACACCAACUACUUCAGAGACAACUACAUCAACAACACACUCAACAUCAACACCUUCUACAACUUCAACCACUCACACAACUACUAAGACAACUCCAACUACACAUACGUCCACUACCACUGAAACCCCAAAGCCGACACCUACUCCUACUUUAACCACUCUCACAACUUCUACCACAACGCCAACUACAACAGUGAGCACUCACACACCAACCUCUUCAGAAACUACAACAUCUACAACACACUCAACAUCAACACCUACUACAACCUCAACCACUCAUCCAACUUCUUCUACUACUAAGACAACGCUAACUACACCAGAUACUACACAUACUUCCACUACCACUGAAAGCACAAAACCAACACCUACUCCCACUUCAACCACUCACACAACUUCUACCACAACGCCAUCUACAUCAACAACACACUCAACAUCAACACCUACUACAACCUCAACCACUCACCCAACUACUUCAACUGCUUCAACUACUUCCACUACCAAGACUACACCAGAGACCACACAUACUUCCACUACCACUCAAACCACAACAUCAAUGCCUACUCCUACUUCCACCACAACACCAACUACAACAGUGAGCACUCACACACCAACUACUUCAGAGACAACUACAUCAACAACACACUCAACAUCAACACCUUCUACAAUUUCAACCACUCGGACAACUAUUUCAACUACUAAGACAACACCAACUACUUCAGAGACCACACAUACUUUCACUAUCACUAAAACCACAAAAUCUACACCUACUCCUACUUUGACUACUCAUACAACUUCUACCACAACGCCAUCUACAACAGUGAGCACUCACACACCAACCACUUCAGAAACUACAACAUCUACAACACACUCAACAUCAACACCUACUACAACCUCAACCACUCAUCCAACUUCUUCCACUACUAAGACAACACCAACUACACCAGAGACUACACAUACUUCCACUACCACUGAAACCACAAAACCAACACCUACUCCUACUUUAACCACUCUCACAACUUCUACCACAACGCCAUUUACAACACCAUCUACAACAGAGAGCACUCAAACACCAACCACUUCAGAAACUACAACAUCUACAACACACUCAACAUCAACACCUACUACAACCUCAACCACUCACCCAACUACUUCAACUACUUCCACUACCAAGACUACACCAGACACCACACAUACUUCCACUACCACUCAAACCACAACAUCAUUGCCUACUCCAACCACUCACACAAAUUCCACCACAACACCAACUACAACAGUGAGCACUAACACACCAACUACUUCAGAGACAACUACAUCAACAACACACUCAACAUCAACACCUUCUACAACUUCAACCACUCACACAACUACUAAGACAACUCCAACUACACCAGAGACUACACAUACUUCCACUAGCACUGAAACCACAAAGCCCACACCUACUCCUACUUUAACCACUCUCACAACUUCUACCACAACGCCAUUUACAACAGUGAGCACUCACACACCAACUACUUCAGAGACAACUACAUCAACAACACACUUAACAUCAACACCUACUACAAUUUCAACCACUCAGACAACUACUUCAACUACUAAGACAACACCAAAUACUCCAGAGACCACACAUACUUCCACUACCACUGAAACCACAAAACCGACACCUACUCCUACUUUAACCACUCUCACAACUUCUACCACAACGCCAUUUACAACACCAUCUACAACAGUGAGCACUCAAACACCAACCACUUCAGAAACUACAACAUCUACAACACACUCAACCUCAACACCUACUACAAGCUCAACCACUCAUCCAACUUCUUCCACUACUAAGACAACACCAACUACACCAGAUACUACACAUACUUCCACUACCACUGAAACCACAAAACCAACACCUACUCCUACUUUAACCACUCUCACAACUUCUACCACAACGUCAUUUACAACACCAUCUACAACAGUGAGCACUCAAACACCAACCACUUCAGAAACUACAACAUCUACAACACACUCAACAUCAACACCUACUACAACCUCAACUACUCACCCAACAACUUUAACUACUUCCACUACCAAGACUACACCAGAGACCACACAUACUUCCACUGCCACUCAAACCACAACAUCAAUGCCUACUCCAACCACUCAUACAACUUCCACCACAACACCAACUACAACAGUGAGAACUCACACACCAACUACUUCAGAGACAACUACAUCAACAACACACUCAACAUCAACAACUUCUACAACUUCAACCAAUCACACAACUACUAAGACAACUCCAACUACACAAGAGACUACACAUACUUCCACUAGCACUGAAACCACAAAGCCCACACCUACUCAUACUUUAACCACUCUCACAACUUCUACCACAAUGCCAUUUACAACAGUGAGCACUCACACACCAACUACUUCAGAGACAACUACAUCAACAACACACUUAACAUCAACACCUACUACAAUUUCAACCACUCAGACAACUACUUCAACUACUAAGACAACACCAAAUACUCUAGAGACCACACAUACUUCCACUACCACUGAAACCACAAAACCGACACCUACUCCUACUUUAACCACUCUCACAACUUCUACCACAACGCCAUUUACAACACCAUCUACAACAGUGAGCACUCAAACACCAACCACUUCAGAAACUACAACAUCUACAACACACUCAACAUCAACACCUACUACAAGCUCAACCACUCAUCCAACUUCUUCCACUACUAAGACAACACCAACUACACCAGAGACUACACAUACUUCCACUACCACAGAAACCACAAAACCAACACCUACUCCUACUUUAACCACUCUCACAACUUCUACCACAACGCCAUUUACAACACCAUCUACAACAGUGAGCACUCAAACACCAACCACUUCAGAAACUACAACAUCUACAACACACUCAACAUCAACACCUACUACAUCCUCAACCACUCACCCAACAACUUUAACUACUUCCAUUACCAAGACUACACCAGAGACCACACAUACUUCCACUGCCACUCAAACCACAACAGCAAUGCCUACUCCAACCACUCAUACAACUUCCACCACAACACCAACUACAACAGUGAGAACUCACACACCAACUACUUCAGAGACAACUACAUCAACAACACACUCAACAUCAACAACUUCUACAAUUUCAACCAAUCACACAACUACUAAGACAACUCCAACUACACCAGAGACUACACAUACUUACACAAGCACUGAAACCACAAAGCCCACACCUACUCCUACUUUAACCACUCUCACAACUUCUACCACAACGCCAUUUACAACAGUGAGCACUCACACACCAACUACUUCAGAGACAACUACAUCAACAACACACUUAACAUCAACACCUACUACAAUUUCAACCACUCAGACAACUACUUCAACUACUAAGACAACACCAAAUACUCCAGAGACCACACAUACUUCCACUACCACUGAAACCACAAAACCGACACCUACUCCUACUUUAACCACUCUCACAACUUCUACCACAACGCCAUUUACAACACCAUCUACAACAGUGAGCACUCAAACACCAACCACUUCAGAAACUACAACAUCUACAACACACUCAACCUCAACACCUACUACAAGCUCAACCACUCAUCCAACUUCUUCCACUACUAAGACAACACCAACUACACCAGAUACUACACAUACUUCCACUACCACUGAAACCACAAAACCAACACCUACUCCUACUUUAACCACUCUCACAACUUCUACCACAACGUCAUUUACAACACCAUCUACAACAGUGAGCACUCAAACACCAACCACUUCAGAAACUACAACAUCUACAACACACUCAACAUCAACACCUACUAAAACCUCAACUACUCACCCAACAACUUUAACUACUUCCACUACCAAGACUACACCAGAGACCGCACAUACUUCCACUGCCACUCAAACCACAACAUCAAUGCCUACUCCAACCACUGAUACAACUUCCACCACAACACCAACUACAACAGUGAGAACUCACACACCAACUACUUCAGAGACAACUACAUCAACAACACACUCAACAUCAACAACUUCUACAACUUCAACCAAUCACACAACUACUAAGACAACUCCAACUACACAAGAGACUACACAUACUUCCACUAGCACUGAAACCACAAAGCCCACACCUACUCCUACUUUAACCACUCUCACAACUUCUACCACAACGCCAUUUACAACAGUGAGCACUCACACACCAACUACUUCAGAGACAACUACAUCAACAACACACUUAACAUCAACACCUACUACAAUUUCAACCACUCAGACAACUACUUCAACUACUAAGACAACACCAAAUACUCUAGAGACCACACAUACUUCCACUACCACUGAAACCACAAAACCGACACCUACUCCUACUUUAACCACUCUCACAACUUCUACCACAACGCCAUUUACAACACCAUCUACAACAGUGAGCACUCAAACACCAACCACUUCAGAAACUACAACAUCUACAACAUACUCAACCUCAACACCUACUACAAGCUCAACCACUCAUCCAACUUCUUCCACUACUAAGACAACACCAACUACACCAGAGACUACACAUACUUCCACUACCACAGAAACCACAAAACCAACACCUACUCCUACUUUAACCACUCUCACAACUUCUACCACAACGCCAUUUACAACACCAUCUACAACAGUGAGCACUCAAACACCAACCACUUCAGAAACUACAACAUCUACAACACACUCAACAUCAACACCUACUACAUCCUCAACCACUCACCCAACAACUUUAACUACUUCCACUACCAAGACUACACCAGAGACCACACAUACUUCCACUGCCACUCAAACCACAACAUCAAUGCCUACUCCAACCACUCAUACAACUUCCACCACAACACCAACUACAACAGUGAGAACUCACACACCAACUACUUCAGAGACAACUACAUCAACAACACACUCAACAUCAACACCUUCUACAACUUCAACCACUCACACAACUACUAAGACAACUCCAACUACACCAGAGACUACACAUACUUCCACUAGCACUGAAACCACAAAGCCCACACCUACUCCUACUUUAACCACUCUCACAACUUCUACCACAACGCCAUUUACAACAGUGAGCACUCACACACCAACUACUUCAGAGACAACUACAUCAACAACACACUUAACAUCAACACCUACUACAAUUUCAACCACUCAGACAACUACUUCAACUACUAAGACAACACCAAAUACUCCAGAGACCACACAUACUUCCACUACCACUAAAACCACAACAUCAAUGCCUACUUCAACCACUCACACAACUUCCACCACAAUGCCAACUACAACAAAUAGCACACAUACACCAACCACUUCAGAAACUACAACAUCAACACCUACUACAAAUUCAACCACUCACACAACAACUUCUACUAGUAAGACAACACCAACUACAAUAGUGACCACUCAUACUCCAAGCAUCACUGAAACCACUACAUUAACCCCUACUACGACUUCAACAAUUUAUACAUCUUAUACGACAACACCAACUACAACUACACCACCCACAUGUUGUAUAACCACAACAUCAACGACCACUGAAACCACAACAUUAACAUCUUCCACUACUGCUAGUACUUCAACCACUGAACCCACAUCUACUGCAACUACACCAUUUACAACUCUUACAACAAAUACACCAGCCACAUCUGAAUCUACCACAUCAACAACACACUCAAUUUCAACCCCUGCUUCGAAUGCAACAACUCACACAACUAUAUCUACUAAGAAAACAGAGACAACCACACCAAUGUCAACCACAGCUGUGACUUCACAUACACCCUCCACCUUAUCUAGCCCUAUUACCGUUAAUUCACCUUCUUUCAGUUCUACUUCUUUUACAGUUAAUAUUCAAACUUAUUCGUCAACACAUCCAUCUUCUGCGGCUCUUGAAAGUGGAACAUCUUCAAUUACUUCAAGCACUAAAAGUCACCCAACUAUGAGCACUAAAGCAACACAACCUUCCACUAAUCACACGACAACAAUCACAAAACCCACCACAUAUUCUACAGUAUCAACUACCAUAUCAACAUCAGUUUCUACCAAACACUCACAAUCCACCCCAGCUCAUGAUAAUAAUGUAACCAUGCCACACCAGUCAACAACUAAACCACAAACCAGCUGUAGCCCUCAUCAAUACCAAGGCACCAUCACUAAGGAUAAUUGCACGGCUGAAGUGCCACUGACCAAGUGUCAGGGAUACUGCGAGUCUGAAUCAUGGUAUCAUGAUGGAUUUGAAGCAGUUGAAGGAAGCUGCCGCUGUUGCAGUCCAGUGAGAAUCUCAGUAAAACCGCUAGAACUUCACUGUCCCGACUCAUCAAAAUCUAUUGUACAGAUCAAAAUAAUUGAACAAUGUGAAUGUAACACAGUACCAUGUUCUAAUGCAAGUUACCAUUAAUUGCAUUUCCACCAGCAAAUAAAUGUUUUCUCUUGCAUCAAUAUGUAUUCUGUCUUAUAAAUUCAAACCAAUUUUAUUCACCAGAUCUGAAAAACGUGUAAAAUAGACCUUUAUGCUUAACCUGAAAUGCUUCUUAACAGUUUAAAUAAUAAACUGUUGUCUUUA
This is a messenger RNA of Rana temporaria (common frog), 10666 nucleotides long. RefSeq names its product mucin-2-like. The coding region runs from base 59 to 10501 and encodes 3480 amino acids. The transcript has 6 exons. NCBI's taxonomy places the organism in Eukaryota, Metazoa, Chordata, Amphibia, Anura, Ranidae. The record is from RefSeq and is a predicted model, not a curated record.